Cutaneotrichosporon cavernicola is the source of this 726-nucleotide messenger RNA. RefSeq lists its product as uncharacterized. Lineage: Eukaryota; Fungi; Basidiomycota; Tremellomycetes; Trichosporonales; Trichosporonaceae. The record is from RefSeq and is a predicted model, not a curated record. The transcript is spliced from 2 exons. Bases 1 to 726 code for a protein of 241 amino acids.
AUGCAGCAAACCCAACUCGCGCGCGCUGUCCGCCUAGACGCGCGCACCCUCCGGCGACUGCUCAAGCUCGUGCGCAUCCAGCUCGCGCAUCUCCCCCGUCCAACCGUCCCGCUCGCUUUGUCGGUGCCACAUCUCCCGUCGAUCCCCCACCUUCCGCUCGAGUCACUCUCCCUCCUCCCCUCGGCCCUCCAGACCUCUCUCCAGACCUCGCUCCAAACCCAUCUCCCAUCGGUCUCCGCCGAAACCAUAACUUGGUCACUCCGGUCCCUCUCCGGCGCCUCCCAACGCAUCUCCCUCCCCAUCAACUUGAACCUCGACACGACUGCCCUCCAAGCCCUCCUCACCCGCCUCGUCGCAACAGUACACACCCGUCUACCCGCCGCUCUAGCCCGCUCAGUCCCCUCUGACCCAGACCUCCUCCGCGCGGCCGUCCACAAACUCGCAAUCACCCAAGCACGCUCACAUGCGAUCCGGUACGGCAUACAGGUCGCGCUCGGCUUCACUCUCCGCCUUCUUCCCGAAGUUGGACGCAGCCUUCCAGUCCCGCUGAGGCUCGCGCUCAGCCUCGCUCGGCUUGCGGUGCGUCAGGCGAUCGGCCAGGCGGUGCGGGUCAUCGUGGGAAUGGCUAUGCGCCAGGCUGUUGCGGCCAGGCUUGGAGUGUCGCUUGGAAAAAGGUCUGCGCGAGUGGUUGGGGAUAUGGCCAAGCCGAUGGUCGCUGGGCGCUAG